AUGAUUGCAGACACCUCAUCCAUCGCCGGCUACACCAUCUUUCGGGAAGAGCCCAACGACGCCGCUCCCGACCUCUCAAAUUCUCAACAUUUACAUCCUCUCGAUCCGCUAUCGAUUGAUGAGAUCCGCGCUGCCGCAAAGAUCAUCCGUGAUUAUGCCAAGCCCAAGUCUCUAAAGUUCAACUGUCUCACUCUCCGUGAGCCUCUCAAGGCAGAAUAUGCUGCUUUCCGCGCCCGAACUGGUCCCCGACCUUCUCGUCGCGCUUUCGCCAUCGUCAUAGAAAAGGGCAAUGGUCAAGUCUCCGAGGUCGUCGCCAACAUCGCCGACGGCAAGGUCGAGCUCUGGAAGGACGUCUCUGAGGUCGGUCCUACUCUGACUCUCGAGGACCUUGACGUCUGCGAGCGCGUUGCUCGCGCCGACCCUCGUGUCAUCCAGGCCUGCAAGGACGUUGGCAUCGACGACAUGUCCAAGAUCUACAUCGAUGCUUGGGCGAUUGGCGUUGAUCAGCGUUGGGGCUACGAGCGCCGUCUCCAGCAGGGUCUGGUGUAUUACCGCGCUUCGCCCAACGAUAACCAGUAUGCGCACCCGCUCGACUUCUCCGUCGUGGUCGAUACUGAGAAGGAGGAGGUCCUCACUGUUGACAUCCGCUACGUAAACGGUGAGCGAACAAAGGUUCCUCUCACCUCGCACAACUACAUGCCCGAGUUUAUCGGCGAGAACUACAUUGAUGGCACUCUCAAGCCCAUCAACAUCACCCAGCCCCAGGGCGUUUCUUUCCGCAUGCGAGGAAAUGAGAUUUCUUGGGCUGGCUAUAAGAUGCACAUCGGAUUCAACUACCGUGAAGGUAUUGUUCUGUCUGAUGUUCGCAUGGAGGAUCAGCAUGAGCACCGUGAGCGGACUCUCUUCAACCGUAUCAGUGUCGUCGAGAUGGUCGUUCCCUACGGUAACCCCGACCCCCCUCACCACAAGAAGCACGCUUUCGACGUCGGUGAGUAUGGCACUGGUCUCAUGACCAACUCUCUGAAGCUGGGAUGUGAUUGCAAGGGCGCCAUCCACUACCUCGAUGCCGUCAUGGCGACUGGCGAGGGUGAUCCUGCUGUCAUCAAGAACGCCAUCUGCAUUCACGAGGAAGACAACGGUCUUUUGUAUAAGCACACCGAUUACCGUGACGGCACCGUCAUCUCCGCCCGUGAUCGCAAGCUCAUCAUCUCUCAAAUCAUCACCGCCGCCAACUACGAGUACGGCUUCUACCAUACCUUCACUCUCGAUGGUACCUACAAGCUUGAGAUCAAGCUGACCGGCAUGCUCAACACCUACUGCAUGCACCCCAGCGAGACAGCCGCCCCCUACGGAACCGAAGUCGCGCCCACCAUCAACGCUCACAACCACCAGCACAUCUUCUCCCUCCGAGUUGACCCCGAGAUCGACGGGCCCAACAACUCCAUCGUUCAGAACGAUGCUCUACCCUCAGAGGCGGAGGUUGGAUCUCCCGAGAACCCCUACGGCAACGGUUUCUACUGCAAGAACACUCCUCUCCGAACAGCCAAGGAGGCUGCUGUGAACUACUGCCACGAGACAAGUCGAUCAUGGGCCAUCACCAACCCCAACAGCAUCAACCCAUCAGCCAAGAAGCCCGUCGCUUACAAGAUCCUCAACAACAACUGCCCCGGUCUCCUCGCCAAGCCCGGUAGUGUCGUGUACAACCGCGCUGCCUUUGCUCGCAAGAGUCUCUGGGUUACUCCUUACAAGGACUACGAGAUCUUCCCCGCUGGUGACUACGUCUGCCAGUCCACCGGUGUCGAGAACCAUCCUCACAACAGCACCAUUCUCGACUGGGUCGCCCGUGAUGAGCCUAUUGAGAACACUGAUAUCGUUUGCUAUAUCCAGUUUGGUCUCACUCACUUCCCCCGCACUGAGGACUUCCCCGUGAUGCCCGCUGAGCCAGUCAGCGUCAUGCUUCGCGCCUCAAAUUUCUACCAGAAGAACCCUGGUCUCUGGGUUCCCCCUUCGGCUCUCUGCGUCGAUGCUGCAUCCAAGGAUGCUUUCGGUAAGAAGGAGGAGGAGGCUCCCUCUUCUUGCUGCGCUACCAAGACGAUUCCUCGUCUUUAG
Molecule: messenger RNA, 2109 nt
Organism: Fusarium proliferatum ET1
Lineage: Eukaryota; Fungi; Ascomycota; Sordariomycetes; Hypocreales; Nectriaceae
Product: putative peroxisomal amine oxidase (copper-containing)
Exons: 2
Coding region: 1-2109 (702 amino acids)
Biological process (GO): amine metabolic process
Molecular function (GO): quinone binding; copper ion binding; primary methylamine oxidase activity
Source: RefSeq, a predicted model, not a curated record